GCCUACGAUCCAGUAAAGUAAUUCGUUUAAAUUAUAUUCGCAAAUAUCGAUUAUUUUGAAAUUAAUCGUUUUAAGUGAUUAUAUGUAGCCUAUAAGUUAUUCACGGAAGAAAAUGUUAAAGAAAAAUGGAACUAGUUUCACAACUUGGACUUGGCCUCAUCAACCAUGAAGUAUUUUAUAAAGAGUAACUUUACUAACACUGGGCUCUCCCGUAGUCUUUUAGUAAUCAACGCUUUCUUUGGUAAUGCAUCAUGAUUAUAUCACGUGUUGUUUGCGACUUCUGUAAAAAUAAUUAAAACUCAACUACUGCAAAGAUUAACUGUAAAAUAACGUAUAAAUUUGCAGUUUGUGAAGAUAAUUAAAACGCGACUACUGUAUAAGGAUGGGACAUUUGCCAACCGAUAUUUUUAUCUUCUGGUUUUUUUUCUUCUAGAAGUUACAUUAAUCAGUAGUGCAGGCAGUGGCGUAGCGUGGGUUGCCAGCGCCCGGGGCAAGGCGCCCGGGGCAAGGCGCCCGGGGCAAAGCAAGUAUUGUGCCCCCUAACCAGUGGACCGUUAGUACUCCCAGAGUCCCUUCCACCAGUCAAGAAUUUUGCGCCACUGAGUGCAGGUGCAACAUCAACAUUUUAAUACUCCCCCUGCACAAGCAUCUGUUAUUCAAAACACAGUCGGUUUCGGCUAGGAGGUCGGGUUUCUUCUUGUAACGUUUAUACUAGAUAUCAUCAUGAAAGUUUAAAAUCUGACUUACAAACUAAAGGGAAACAUAUUAUGUAUACAUACGCCUAUAAACAGAAAUAUAUAUAUUAUACAUGAAGACGAGACCGAGAGGCAAAUUAACAUACGGAUUCGAAGGAAUAAAAUACGUAAAGUGUAGUAACGAUAUUUGAAGCAGAGGGAAGCACAAACAAUCUAGGGGGAUGCUUUACUGUGAUAUUAUCUUUGAAUGGCUUCACAGGGGCGUAUUGUGAUCUGGACCUGGGGGUGGGUGGGUGGGGAGUCCAAUAUGAACCAAGUGGACCCUUUUUCUAUUUUGUUUUUGCACCACUAGAAAUUCCAUUUGUAUAAACCUGAAUGUUUUAGCUCUGAAAGUGGACCAUUUGCUUCAGCAGGGGGGGGGGGUGUCCGACCCCCCCCCCAGCCUAUGCCCCUGCUUCAACUGCGAUUUUCAAACAUUUCGAGAAUAAAAUAACAAUAUGUUUUAGAUGAUGAUAAUUAUGUAUUAUAUUAGGACCAAAAAACCCUCAGUAAAAUAUAGUUGUGAAUUGGAGGGAACAAGUCCCCAUCCCCCACCUCCAUCCACCACCUCCUGUUCCUACUAGCCUCACUGUAUGCAUAUAACAUUAAUUUGUUUUCUUUUUAGUGUUUGUUAAUUUACAGUAUGGACGAAUUGAGGCAUACCUUUGUUCGUUUAUGCAAGGAUAACCAUGUUGAUGUUCAAGACUGUGUUACUGAUAAGCUGAAAAGCAUUUCCUGUGCAUCAGGAAGGAAGAAAACAGUGCUUGAUUUGUCUACCAAUAGUCUGACAGCUAAAACCUGUUCUGUACUUGGUGAAUUACUGUCACUCGAUCGCACCUUUGUAGAAGUGAGGUUUGCUGACUGCAUGCUUAAUGGAGAUGCAAUCAAAGGACUGUGCCAUGGAUUUUCUAUAAACUCAUUCUGUAAAAAGCUGGACCUCAGGGGAAAUAACAUCCAUGGUUUAGGAGCUGAAGCGCUUGGAAAGAUGUUACAGAAAAACCACACUCUAGUCAGUUUAUCCCUCGAAUGGAAUUCACUUGGGUCACUGGAUACUAGUAUCUCAUUUGAUGUUUUCUGUGAUGGAGUCGGCUGUAACCAGAAUCUCCAGACACUGGAUCUUCGAAACAAUCAGAUCAACCAUCGUGGAGCUGCCGAACUAGCAGAGAACCUUCAGCACAAUACGUAUUUGAAAACACUCGAUUUGCGAUGGAAUAAUUUUGGACUGCUGGGUGGUCGCGCUGUUAUUAAGAUGCUGAAGAUGAACAAAACGUUAUUAAGACUUGAGUUAGCUGGCAACAACAUCCCAUCUGAUGUGCACCAGUCUAUUGAGACAGCAAUGUCUAACAAUGCUGAUCGGCAGCUGAUGACAAAUGAACACCAAAUGAGAACCCAAGCCCUCACCAAACACAUCAAACAAAUGGAACAGGACAGAUGUGCACAGUUGUUUGAUGUGAUGAAUACAAUGGAUGACCAAGAAGAUAUUCGAUGCAAGAGUAAGAGGUGCAUAUUUUCUACUGAAAAAAUAGCAAAUCUACAGGAAGCUUUGGAAGACAGGAAGAAUUCCUUCAAUUCACUAGCAACUAAAUUGUCUACGACUGAUUCGGGGCUGGUAUUAGCAGAACAAAAACUGCAUAAGAAAGACUCUGUGAUUGCUAAUUUAAAACAGGAAAUAUCUGACAUGGCUUUCACUCAUAUGACUGAAGUAAAACAGUUAAAGGAGGAUAAAGCAAAUGAGGAGAAGAAGUUGCUAAGAGAACUAUCUGAGUUUGAAGAUAAGAAUAAACAAUUAGAGAUUAAGUAUGAAGAUCUGGACAAAAAGUGCAAAAAUCAGCAAGAACAGAUUUUUGAACUCAAAGAGCAGAUCAUUCAUCUCCAGGCUGAACUAAAGCUGAAGGCUUCGAAGUUUGAUGAAAAAAUUCAACAAGAAAAAUUCCGACAGAAGGAAGCUAUACGUGAAGUUGAACAGUAUAAAGACAAAGAGAUUAUUAGAAUCAGACAAGAGGCUGAUGAUAUGAAAAAGUCAUUGCGUGAACAGAUUCGUAAUUUUGAGACUCAUCAGUCGGAUCUUGAUCGGGAGAUCACUCAACUAAAGGCGGCCAUUGCGUCAGAGAUCAUGAAGACUGAGGAGCAGUUGUUACAUAUCAAGCAGAAAGUCAGAACAGAAGAGGAGGAGAAAAUUCGAGUGUUACAGAUCUCAAAAGACAAUCUUCAAAGCCACUGCAACCAGCAGACAUCACUUGUUUCAGAACUCCAAUAUAACAACUCUAACCUUACACUGGAAGUUGACACGUUGAAGAGUAGGCUGGAGGAAAUGAGACAGGAAUUUGCUGUGAAGAACAAUGUGACGAUAGCUGAGAUGAAAUUAGAGCUGACUGCCACCUUGAACAAGUUAGAGAGCGAGAGACAGCUACAGAGUGAGCUUCGUAACAAGCUGUCUCAGGUGGACAGAGACCUGUCAGCAAAGGACCGAGAAAUUGCCAGUCUGAAGGAGAAGUUGAGAGCACGGGAGUAUGAAGUGUCGAGGAUUCGAGAAGAUGAGUUACAGCGAGUUCACAUGCUUCAGUCAGCAGUCGUUACAUACAUGGCCAGAGCACCUCAUGUCUCAUCAUCGAAGUGACCACUUUCUACACAACUUCAGAUUAUAUGCCACUUCAGAUUCUACACAACUUCAGAUUAUAUGCCACUUCAGAUUCUACACAACUUCAGAUUAUAUGCCACUUCAGAUUCUACACAACUUCAGAUUAUAUGCCACUUCAGAUUCUACACAACUUCAGAUUAUAUGCCACUUCCAGUUUCUGUACAACUUCACAUAUUAUAUGCCACUUCAUUCUACACAACUUCAGAUUAUAUGCCACUUCCAGUUUCUGUACAACUUCACAUAUUAUAUGCCACUUCAGAUUCUACACAACUUCAGAUUAUAUGCCACU
This is a messenger RNA of Gigantopelta aegis, 3661 nucleotides long. RefSeq names its product leucine-rich repeat-containing protein 45-like. Gene Ontology annotation, cellular component: centrosome. Lineage: Eukaryota; Metazoa; Mollusca; Gastropoda; Neomphalida; Peltospiridae. The record is from RefSeq and is a predicted model, not a curated record. Bases 1378 to 3351 code for a protein of 657 amino acids. Gene Ontology annotation, molecular function: protein binding. The transcript is spliced from 17 exons.